AUGGCUGAAGAUUAAGAUAUAUGGGAAUGUCUCUUUGACUAUUUAAAUCAGGCACAAGACAAAGCUCAAAAUGAUGAUUCUGAAAUAGUUUCCUAUUCUAAAGGAAUACCUAAUGUUGCAAUCGAUCCAUUAUCUAUUGGAGAAUAAUACCCCAGAGUAGAGAUUGCAACGAGAAUGCUUGAUGGAAUAAUUCCAUCGUCCUAUAAAAUGUAGUCUUAGAAAAUGGUCAAAUUUCAAGAAUUUAGAGAUGAAUUAAUAGACGAGAUAGAUGAAUUUUAUUAAGAAGAUCAACUUGAAGACAUAAGACAAAUAUAUCUCUAAUCCAAUCUAAAGCAAAGGGAUUACGAAUUCACCAAUAUAUUACCAUUUAUGCAAGAUGAAUUAGCAUUAAAUCCGGGAAUUGAGACAGUGCUUUAUACCAAUCAUGAUAUGUUUAGUGGCGAAAUUGAAAGUGUAAGUUCUGCUUAUCUCCACACUGAUUUGAAAUCCUUUAGCACCACCAAUAUCAUCAAUAGAGGUCAACUAAUAAAGGAUAAGAGGGGUCCAGAAAAGGUAGAACUUGGAGAUAAAUUACUUUCAUUAGAGAAAUUAGAGUAAUAGAUCCAAGGCUAGGCAGAUACUAUUUUUGCUUAAAGUCAAUAAAUACAAUAGGAAAGAGAUAUUAGAAGACAGGAGAGAGUAGUUGAAUAUUAAUAAAGAAUUGAAUAUAUAGAUGACAAAUUCGUUAAGGAUUAGAUGCAAUCUAUUUUACACACCUUCCCUAGUCAAAGCGAUCCUAAAUUCAAUACAGUUUGGUCUCUCUUUAUCGAUGAAUAAAAAGAAGAAUAAUAGCCCAUCUAAUAAUAAAAACCAUAGCAAAUUGAGACUCUUGAAGAUUUAGAGUUCCAAGAAAAUGCUAUUGUUUCAGAAUCUGAUAUACAAAUGUUGUCUACACUCACUGAACUCUAACGACAAGCCAGAGAAACUGCUAAAAUCAAUAAUAUCGCUAAUGAUGCUGAUGAUGAAGAAAUCAAGGAGGAAUAGAACACUAUUGUUAAAGCUAAAUAGGUUGUGGAUUUCAAUUAGAUUGAUAAUGAACCCACAUUUAUAGACUAGAUGUAUUAUGCUGAAAAGGCAGAACCAGAAAUUUAAGAAUAGGAUCCUGAAAUUAGAAAAUAGAUACAGGAUGCCUUAUAAGUUAAAUCAAAAUUCAGAAUCAUUAAAGUUUAAGACGUCAUUAAUAAUUCCAGCAAAUUAAUUGAAGAUCGGGAUUAUAAAUUUGCUGUUGAGGAUGAAACAGACAUGUCCAAUUUUUAUGAUCAAUUGCCAAAAGCCAAAAUGGCUAAACAGUUCUAAUUUGAAUUAGAUGAUUUUUAAAAGAGAUCCAUAUUGCAUCUUGAAAAAAAAGAGUCCGUUUUUGUUUGUGCUCACACUUCUGCUGGUAAGACUGUCAUUGCUGAGUAUGCAAUUGCAUUAGCAUUUAAACAUAAUAGAAGAGCAUUAUAUACAUCACCAAUUAAGGCUUUAAGUAAUCAGAAAUUUAGAGAAUUCGACCAGAAGUUUGGUAAUACAGGAGUAGUUACAGGAGAUGUUUCAAUUAAUCCAGGAGCACCGUGUUUGAUUUUAACAACAGAAAUAUUAAGAAAUAUGUUAUAUAGAGGGGCAGAAUUGAUUCGUGAUAUAGAGUGGGUCAUUUUUGAUGAAGUCCAUUACGUAAACGAUUAGGAAAGAGGUAUGGUAUGGGAAGAAACAAUUAUCAUGUUACCACAACAUAUAGGAAUUAUCAUGUUGUCUGCAACAGUUCCAAAUUAUAUGGAUUUUGCUAAUUGGGUUGGAAGAACAAGGAAGUAAAAAGUGUUCGUGAUGAAAACCUUCACCAGACCUGUUCCUUUAGAACACCAUAUAUUUCUCUUUGACAAAUUUCAUACCAUUAAAGAAAGAGAUGGAGACUUUCUGGCUUAAGAAUACAAUGGUCUAAAAAAAAAAAUAAAGGAAAUCGAAGAUGAAAAGAAAGGAUUGAAGGAACGAAUUAAGAAAAAUAUGGAUGAAAAGAAGGAUGAUGAACUUUAUAAGAAUACCAAUAAGUCAAUGAGAUAAAAGUUAACUCAAAAAUAGAUCAAAUCCAAAUUUAUCCAAAAUAUAUCAGCUGCCAAUAUGAAAUAAAAGGAUGAGAAGAGAGCUAUGACUUAGUUGAUUAGAUUGUGUGAGAAAAAGGAUUUGUUGCCUUGUGUCAUCUUCGUGUUCUCAAGAAAAAAAAUAAAUGAAUUGGCUGAAUCUAUUACUAAAUAAAAUAGCUUAAAAUUGAUUGAUCAUAAAACUGAGGCUCGCAUUAUUGGAUUUUUUGAUUAGGCUUUGCUUAAAUUGAAAUCUUAAGAUAGAUAAUCACCACAAUUAAUCAGAUUGAGAGAACUAUUAAGAUUUGGCAUUGCAAUACAUCAUGGACAUCUCUUGCCUAUUGCCAAAGAAAUAGUUGAAAUUCUAUUCUCAGAAGGACUAAUCAAAGUGUUGUUUGCUACAGAAACCUUUGCUAUGGGUAUUAAUAUGCCCACCAAGACUGUUAUUUUCCAUUCCGUUGAGAAGUUUGAUGGAUCCAAUACCAAAAGAAUGUUGCAUUCUAGUGAGUACACUUAAAUGAGUGGCAGAGCUGGAAGAAGAGGAAUCGAUGAAAAAGGAAAUGUGAUCAUUUACAUCAAAGAUGCAUAGAACUUACCUGAUGAAUUAAGAAUGAAGCAAAUGGUUGACUCCAAAGGAUUAUAAUUAGAUAGUAAGUUCAAAAUCACUUAUAGCAUUAUUCUAAAUCUAUUGACUAGUAAAGACAUCGAUGCAACUGAAAUGAUGAAGAGAUCCUUUCAUGAAAAUUAUAGAUUUGUAUAAUUGCCAAAAUAGAUGCUGAGUUUAGAAAGAUUAAAAAAGGAAUAUAUCAAUACUUCUCUGAUUUAAUGUCCUUAUCAAAAAGGAUUGAGAUCAGGAGUAUCCAAGUCAUUGAUUGAAGAAUAUGUGGAAAUCUAAAAGAAUUAUCGAUUCUCUUAGAUUGGCUUCAUUGAAUAAGCCAUUACUUAGAGUAAAACCAAUAUCACUUUCCCCAGAUUUGUUUUAUUUUCUGAUCAUUUUGGUGAAAUAAACUUGGGAGUUGCUCUCUCUUAAGACUACUUAAACGAUGACAUCUAUGAUUAAAACUACGUUCUCAGACCUUCAGAGAUAACAUAAUUUAAUUUUAGUAUUUUAACAAUCCAUUCUGGAAAUGAAGAUGAGAAACAGCAAAGGAGGUAUAAGAAAAUUUACUUACAAUAUUAAACAUAAUUCUUAGAAAAAAAGAAAGAAAAGCAAAGAAACAAUUAACUGAAAUCUAAUAGGGAAUUUUAUUAUAUCAUUAAUAAUGUAACCGAAGAGAGCAUUAUAGACUUUUUGGAUGAUCAAAUUAAGACCUCGAACAAAACUAACUUUUUAAAUAUUGAAGUCUAUUAUGAAGAUUAUGCCACUUAAUUGUUGGAAAAACAAUAACAAUUUUAAGACAUGAAGCAGAUGUUACAAUACAUAUAUACUCCUUAAUAAUAAAACAAUAAUAAAAAACGAUAGGCUGUGCUUACUAAAUUUAAAUAUAAAUUCAAAUCUAAUAAACAAUAAAAUGAUGAGGAAAAUAUUGAAUAGUUCAAAUUCAGAGAAGAAUAAUUGAAUGAAUUGAUUAAUCAAUAAUGUCAAUUUUGUGACUUAAAAGAUAAACAUUUAUAACAAUUGCAACUCAAAGAGAAAUUGAAGAAUGAUAUGCUUGACAUCAAAAAAAAGAUUUAAGGAAAUGAUAAUUAAAGUUAAAGUGAUUUCAAUAAUAAAUUGAAUGCCUUAAAAUUAUUAGGCUAUGUAGACUAAGCAGGAUUACCUCUAAUUAAAGCUAGAAUUGCUCGAGAAUUGAUGGAUUAGAGUUCCAUUUACAUUUGUGAAGUGCUUGUAGAUAAUAUCAUGGAAACUCUAAAACCUAGUGAAAUAGCUGCAUUGAUGGCAGCCUUUGUCUGUCAAGAUAGAAGAAAAUUCGAUGAGGAAUUCGAUGAAAGUAACAUUGAAGUUAUGCUCCAUAAAAAAUUUGAUGAGAUUUCCCUUGAAUUAAGUGGAGCUAUUAUAGCUACAUAUGUCUUGAUCAAAAAGACCAUUGAAGAAGAAAUGAAAAUGGACGCAGUGGAUUCAAAAGACUCAACCGAACAUAUAAAAAACGUUCUCAAUUUUAAUUUAACUCAAGUUAUCUAUUUGUGGGCUUAGGGUUAAUCAUUUGUAGAUGUUUGCUUAUAAACUGAUAUAGAGGAGGGUUCCAUUGUUAGAACAAUCUAGAGAUUAGAGAAUAUGCUUAGAGGUGUAAUUAAUGCAUUUAGAGUUAUGGGAAAUUUGAAAAUGGUAGAUAAGGUUGAAAAAGCUUGUUUAUUAAUUAAAAAAGAUAUCGUCUUUGCUGAAAGUCUAUACUUUGACUCAAAUGCAAAAAUUAAAGAGAAAAAUUGA
Molecule: messenger RNA, 4461 nt
Organism: Paramecium tetraurelia
Lineage: Eukaryota; Ciliophora; Oligohymenophorea; Peniculida; Parameciidae
Exons: 7
Biological process (GO): nuclear-transcribed mRNA catabolic process, 3'-5' exonucleolytic nonsense-mediated decay
Cellular component (GO): Ski complex
Molecular function (GO): RNA helicase activity; ATP binding; RNA binding
Source: RefSeq, a predicted model, not a curated record